UCCCGGGUCGGCAGUGUCUCCGGUUCCGCGAUGGCGGAGGACGUGCAGGAGGCAGAAAUCCGCGAGGGAUCGGUUCUCCGGGUUUCGUGGAAGGCCGACGGGGGCCGAGAGUUGCGGCUGCAGAACCGAGGGAUCGGCCGCAUAGCCGUAAACGCGUUCGCCGAGGCGCCGUCCGACCUGGACUGCGUCGACCUGCGAGACAACGGGAUAGCCGAGUUGCCCUCGGGACUCUUCGUCGGGCUUUCGAGGGUCAGCACCUUGCUCUUGUCCCGUAACAAGAUCGGCCAGAUCGGCGGUGGCGCGUUGGCCGGAUUGGCGAACCUUCGGGAGCUGCGGCUCACCCGAAAUAAGAUAGAGGAACUUCCGGCUCGCUGUUUCGUCGGGACGCCGUUUCUGGCGAGCCUGAACCUAUCGCACAACGAGAUAUCCCAAGUGGACCCGGAGGCUUUCCGAGGCCUUGGAAGGCUGCGGGAACUUGAUCUGAGCAACAACAAUAUCUGCACCCUGCACGGUUCUGUCUUUGAGGACCUCGCGUCCCUCGAGUCCCUCAGGCUCUCGUGCAACGGGAUAUCCGAGGUGAACGCCGGGACCUUUGGGAACCUGCGAAGGCUGAGAGAGCUGGACCUGCAUCUGGUUAGGAUAACCGAGCUGAAGGAGCGCGUCUUUGGCAACCUUUCGAAACUCGUUAAGCUCACUCUGUCAUGGGGAAAGCUCGAUACCAUCGCGUCGGGAGCGUUUGAGGGGCUGGAAUGCCUCGAGGUUCUCGAGUUGAACAGGAAUCAAUUGACCUGCGUACCCGACGGGGUCUUUCGCCCACUGGUGAAAGUCAAGAAACUCGUUCUGUGCUACAACGACAUCGCCGACGUCGAGACGAACGCCUUUGAGCGACUGGAUAACCUGAGGGACCUUAAUUUGAGCAGGAAUCAAAUCGCUCAGCUCCCCGACGAGGUCUUCGUCGGUACUCGGUCUCUCACGCAUCUAAAUCUGUCAUGGAAUAAACUCUCCGAGGGUCUGAAUCCCGGGACUUUCAUUGGGCUGAAACACCUCGAGGAACUCGAUCUUAGCAGGAACGGUAUACACGGUGUUCAGAAGGGCCUCUUUUCCGAGCUUGGGUCUCUCGUUAAAUUGAUUCUAUCGAACAACGUCAUCGCCGAUAUCGCGCCGGGUGCUUUUCAGGGAUUGGCAAAACUCAACGAGCUCAAGCUCAACUGGAACUACCUCGUUAACAUACCUGAGGGAGCUUUCCUCGGUCUCGAUUCCCUCGCCGUUCUCAAUCUUUCCUACAACAAAAUAAGCCAGCUGGAUGCUGCUGUUUUCAAGGGUGUCGAACGGGUCAGGGAUCUGGACCUUUACAAAAAUAGACUUGAAGUAUUACCGGACGACGUCUCGAGGGUUCUCGUCUCCAUUGAAAAGCUCAAGAUAACUUGAUACCGAUACUCGAUACCCCGCGCGCAAGACUUUCAUUUUCACUACACGAGUUUAUUUUUCACCCCGAUCCCAUUGUUCGCGUAGAAGAUUAUAAGGAUUAGCAUCGACAGUUGAUUUGUGAGUUACCUUGCAGUUUCUUAAUCAGUGCUAUCGCUAUUAUUUUAACCGAUGACGGCACACUCUCCCCAAAUAGUGUUGCACGCAUACAUAUCUAGAGACAAUCGUAAAUCAUUAGUCAUAUAUAACAGAGUUAAGAAUAUCAAACGACGACAAGGUAAGAUAUGUUAUACAUCUACACUUGUACAGUUAUCUCUCGAUGUGCGAUAUCUUGAUAAAGAAAAAGACACGCAACGUGUCGCGAAAAUUUCAUUUAGCGAAUAGACGAACACUCAUGUACCUCUCUGCAUGUAUUAUACAUAUAAUCUUGCACAUUGUAAUAUAUUCUUCAACCCAAGCGUUUUGCAAAUAUAUAAAUCGGUGCCUGGCACCAAGAACAUCUUGUUCUCA
This is a messenger RNA of Neodiprion fabricii, 1935 nucleotides long. Its product is annotated as insulin-like growth factor-binding protein complex acid labile subunit. Gene Ontology annotation, molecular function: protein binding. Gene Ontology annotation, cellular component: extracellular matrix. The record is from RefSeq and is a predicted model, not a curated record. The transcript has a single exon. Bases 31 to 1428 code for a protein of 465 amino acids. NCBI's taxonomy places the organism in Eukaryota, Metazoa, Arthropoda, Insecta, Hymenoptera, Diprionidae.